AUGACGAAUGGAAUUUUUGUUGUGGCGUUGUGUCUGGUUGCUGUUCUGUCUGUGAAUGGAGCACAUUGGGGUUACCGUGGUGGUACAUACGGAGAUGACAAUGACUUUCGAGGAUAUUCCAUAGGCAGAGGUUUCGGGCCGCAUGGAUUCGCUCAAGGAGGUUUUGGAAGAGCUGCGUCAAUUCUUGGAAGAUUCAGUAAUCGAUUUGGAUAG
This is a messenger RNA of Haemonchus placei, 213 nucleotides long. NCBI's taxonomy places the organism in Eukaryota, Metazoa, Nematoda, Chromadorea, Rhabditida, Trichostrongylidae. The record is from the annotation of a GenBank genome assembly.